AUGAAGAAAUCUAUUUAUGAAAUUGUAGAAAAAUUCCCUGAAUGUAAUGAACACAUAAACACAAAACAGAAUACCAUUACAUCAGGAGGGACCAACAAUGUAUGGGAAAUUUUGUGCUUAAAACCAGAUACUAUAACGACUAUAAAUAAGCAUUCAAUUGAUUAUAGCGGUAAAGUUAGUGAGAUAUGUGUUCAAGCUAUGGAGUACCUACAUGAUGUUAAUCUUAGAACUGAGGAAUUUUUAAAGGACGCUGGUUGCGCAUACUUUUAUUAUUGGAUAUUUGAUGUUGCUUUUAAUAAAAACAUGUCAAAAAUUAAUGAUAUACCAUAUCUUUUUAAUGAAUUCACAGAUUUACUUAAAAGGAACAUACUUGCACUUAACAGUUCGGGAAAACUUGAAAUUCCAAUAAAUGAACUAUGCUUAUAUUCUCAGGAGAGUAUUAUAAAAAGGGAUUUUCAAAAAAUCAUAUAUAUAUAUAACUUGUAUGAUAUAAUUAAUAGUAAGGGAGGAAAAAUUAAUAAAGAUGUUUUUAAACAAAUAGUAAAUAUAGUGAAACAGUAUAAUGAAAACAUGGAAAGUGUAUCGUGUAAAAUUGUAGAAAUUCCGGAUCAACCUACUUGCAAAAAUAAUAUAUUAGUUCCCAUUAUAAUUACAAUGAUUGUAACAUUCUUAAUAUCCCUCUUCAUAUUUAUUUUGUUAAAGUUCACAACAUUAGGUUCAUUGAUACAAGGUGCAACAUUAAUCAGAAGAAAUGUGUAUGAUAAUAUAGAUGAAGAAUUGAGUAGAUUUCGAGGAUCUGAUAUAUAUGGCACUAUGUCGAGAAACAGUGUAAAUAAUAUAUUAUAUAAUUCUAAAUAA
Messenger RNA from Plasmodium gonderi, 858 nucleotides. RefSeq names its product variable surface protein. NCBI's taxonomy places the organism in Eukaryota, Apicomplexa, Aconoidasida, Haemosporida, Plasmodiidae. The record is from RefSeq and is a predicted model, not a curated record. The transcript is spliced from 3 exons. Bases 1 to 858 code for a protein of 285 amino acids.